CAGCCACACUCCGCUGUACAGCUGCUGGUUCAUGUGAGCGUCCGGUCGCUGCCUUUAAAUAACUUUACGCUCCGUUUAGCUUCGAGAUAACUCACUGAAACGUUGACCGGAUAGCUUAGCCCGCUAGCCAACAACAAGGAGGCGUCAGUCUUGUGAAACACCAUGGUGGAGCCAGUCCCUGAGUCCAUCAACUUUCCCUUUGAGGAGGAGAAGAUCUUGCAGCUUUGGCAAGAAAAGGACUGCUUUCAGGAGUGCCUCAAACAGUCCAAGAACAGGCCUAAGUACACUUUCUACGAUGGCCCUCCUUUUGCCACGGGCCUACCCCACUAUGGGCACAUCCUAGCCGGCACCAUCAAGGACAUUGUUACUCGCUUUGCCCACCAGAGCGGCUUCCAUGUAGACCGGCGCUUUGGCUGGGACUGUCACGGACUGCCUGUGGAGUAUGAGAUUGAUAAAACUUUGGGGAUCAAAGGGCCAGAAGACGUGGCCAAGAUGGGCAUCGCCGAGUACAACAAGCAGUGCAGAAACAUUGUCAUGAGAUACUCCAACGAGUGGGAGAUUUCAGUGAGGCGAAUGGGAAGGUGGAUUGACUUCAAGAACGACUACAAGACUCUCUACCCAUGGUUCAUGGAGACUGUCUGGUGGGUGUUCAGACAGCUGUACGACAAGGGUCUGGUUUACCGAGGUGUUAAAGUCAUGCCAUUCUCCACUGCCUGCAACACACCCCUGUCCAACUUUGAGGCCAACCAGAACUACAAGGACGUUCAGGACCCAUCGGUGAUUGUCAGCUUCCCAUUGGUUGAGAAUGAGGAAGUGGCUUUGAUCGCCUGGACGACCACACCCUGGACACUGCCAAGCAACCUGGCCCUCUGUGUUAACCCAGAGUUCAUAUAUGUCAAGGUCAAAGAUAACGCCACAGAGAAGACCUACAUUAUGAUGGAGGCCAGGCUGGGUGCUCUGUUUAAGUCUGAGAGUGAAUAUACUGUCCUGGACAAAUUUCCUGGCAAGACGCUGAAAGGGAAAAAAUACAAGCCUCUUUUCCAGUACUUUGCCAAGUGUGUCGAGAAAGGAGCAUUCCAGGUGUUGACUGAUAACUACGUCAAGGAGGAAGACGGCACAGGAGUGGUCCACCAGGCACCUUACUUUGGAGCUGAUGAUUACAGGGUGUGCACAGAAUUCAACAUCAUCCGGAGGGACCAGGCUCCUAUCUGCCCUGUGGACGCCUCGGGCUGCUUCACUUCAGAGGUCACUGACUUUGCGGGACAGUAUGUCAAAGACGCUGACAAGAAUAUCAUCAAGUGGCUCAAGGAGAAAGGUCGCCUCGUCAAUGCCAGCAGUUUCAAACAUAAUUACCCCUUCUGCUGGAGGUCUGACACGCCCCUGAUCUACAAAGCCGUCCCCAGCUGGUUUGUUCGAGUGGAGCACAUGGUGGAGAAACUACUGGACAACAAUGACAAAUGCUACUGGAGGAUGACAUUAAGUUCCUUUACAAUGAAAACACGGCAAAGCAGAGUGACAACAUCAUGGACAAAUGGAUUCAGUCGUUCACACAGUCCCUCAUCCAGUUCUUCAAGGCUGAGAUGGAAGUUUACCACCUGUACACUGUCGUGCCUCGCCUUGUCAAGUUUGUGGACAUGCUCACCAACUGGUACGUCAGGACCAACAGACGUCGUCUAAAGGGAGAGAGUGGCAUUGAGGACUGCCUGUGGGCGCUGGAAACCCUCUUCAGUGUUCUGUUCUCCAUGUGCAGGCUGAUGGCUCCCUUCACACCUUUCAUUACAGAGAUGAUGUACCAAAAUCUUCGCCACCUCAUCGACCCCGCCUCUGUUGAAGAAAAGGACGCCACCAGCAUCCACUAUCUCAUGCUGCCCCAAGUCAGGGAGAGUGUGAUUGACAAGCGCAUUGAGAGCGCCGUGUCUCAGAUGCAGUCUGUGAUUGAGUUGGGCAGAGUGAUCCGAGACAGGAAGACCCUGCCCGUCAAGUACCCAUUGAAGGAGGUGAUAGUUAUUCACCAGGACCCAGAGGCUUUGAAAGACAUCCAGUCUCUACAGAAAUACAUCCUGGAAGAGCUUAAUGUGCGACAGUUAACACUGUCAACAGACAAGGACAAGUAUGGUAUCCGUCUGAGAGCUGAGCCAGACCACAUGGUGCUGGGCAAGAGACUAAAGGGAGCCUUCAAAGCUGUCACUGCUUCUAUCAAAGAGCUCACCAGCGAACAGCUAGAGGCCUUCCAGAAGACAGGGUCCAUCAUGGUGGACGGCCAUGAGCUCCAUGAGGACGACCUGAGGCUGAUGUACACCUUCGACCAGAGCUCUGGCUCUGCCACUCAGUAUGAAGCUCACUCUGACGCACAGGUCCUGGUGUUGCUGGAUGUCUCCCCGGAUCAGUCCAUGCUGGAUGAAGGCGUUGCCCGAGAGGUCAUCAACCGCAUUCAGAAACUACGCAAGAAGGGCCAUUUGGUGCCAUCAGAUGAGAUAACGGUGUACUACCGCUGCCAGCCAGAUGGGGAGUACUUGGACUCUGUGAUCCAGGCUCACACUGACUUUAUCCUGGCCACCACCAAGGCUCCACUGUUGCCCUUCCCUGUUCCCAAGACUGCCAGCGUCAUCAUAGAAGAAAAGACUCAGCUAAAGGGCUCAGACUUGGAGUUAACCAUAGUAAAGGGAUCUUCAGCCCCUCGGGCUCCUCUAAAUGGACCAGCUUGCACCUAUGUGAACCUCAUGGUGAAAGUCAACAACAAAGAACAAGAGGGGGUGGUGCUGUUGGAGAAUCCCAAAGGGGAUAACAGACUAGACUUGGACAAGCUGAAGAAAGUGAGCAGCAGCAUCUUUGGAACCAAUAACAGCCCGCUCAGAUUCUUCAAUGGCGCGACUGAGUUGACCAGCAAAAUGGACCUUCAGGCCCUGAGCGGUAAAACUUUGUCAGUGACUUCCAGCUCUUCCUCCCCUGGCCCCGUCCCCACCACCGACACCCCCCUGUGUCCUUACGUGAACCUGCUGCUCUGCAACGCACAACCAGCUGAGUGCCAGACAGGAGAGGUGGGCACCCUCCUGCUGGUGAACCCAGUGGGCCAGAAUGGGCUCGACUUCUCAGGCCUGCUGUCUGAGGCUGCCAAGGUUUUCGGCCUCCGCAGCAGACGGCUCAAACUCUACCUGGACCAGGACCUCACCCAGGAGCUGCCAGCUGAUUCAACAGUAAAAUCUCUAGACACCAAAACUCUCUUCGUGAGAGUUCUUCCAACGACCGCCGAAGCAUAAAUCCAGAGAAGCAAUCUGAAGAUCUUGGCAUCAACAUUUGUCUCAGAUGUCUCACAGGUUUCCUGAAUGAAGUUUUUUACCACUUAAAUCCCACCAAUAGCCCCUUUGAUGUACAGUGGGUUUAUGACAUCAAGUGCCGUCAUUUGUUUAGAUGCUUUUUGGAAAUCUUGAUGCAAAGCAGGCUUGUCUGUCAAGUUCACAACUGUUACUCCAUAGAGUCACUAUCACCCAUGUCUUGAAAUUUCUUGAGACAACUUCAGGCACGCAAAAUUAGAGUGCCUAAAGAAGUCUAGAGGUUUUGAUGGGUUUCAACGCAUUCCAAGAUGUGAUGAUAGCUCUAAUUAAUCAUCGUAUUUAGCCAAGACUCCAGCACUGUUCUCCCUGUCGCAGUUUCUUUCCCUCAUACUGUAUUUGUCAUCAAUUAUAAGUGACACUUCUCUAAGAAGGCACAAUGUGUUCCUAGGCUAUAUUUAUUCUGGACUGAGAAGAGAUUUAUAUGAUUUCUUCACUAGAAAGUGGAUGCUCUUCAAGAACAGAAUGAUUGCUCAUACAUAACAGCUGAGUAGACUGCUGGAUAGAUGUGUGAACGUGAAAGUGUGAAGUCGUGGAAACUGGGAAUUGUCUGAUGGAAGGAAACCAGACAUCACAUUACACCAUAAAGAAAUGCCAAAGGUUCAUUUACCUCUAUUUUUCAGUUUGUAUCAUGUUUCAGUAAGUUGGAAAUAUAAAUUCUAGGGAACUGUGUAACCUGUCUAGCUGUCGAUAUUAACAAUGAACAUUUCUUUCUUUAUUAUGCUAAUGAUAAAAUUAUGCAAGCUACUUCCCUUCAAGGCUUAUUUGAGGUGAGCUUAGUCCGGAGUAAUUAUUGCUGUGGCACAUAAUGGGGAAACCAAAUUGGCCUAUUGUGCUUACACACAAUUUUGAAUUUAACAGAUAAACCUAUUCUGCUCAUUGCAUUGGGACUCCUUUGAUAAUUGUAAAGGCAUUUCAAAAGGUGAAAUGGAUUUUCGGGCUGCUGUACCUUCUCUCAUAAAAAUAGCAACACGUGGAUAUUGUACUAUUUUAAGUGACAAAUGGAAUAAAUCAAAGGUGACUAAGAAUCAA
Messenger RNA from Morone saxatilis (striped sea-bass), 4361 nucleotides. It is a transcript of the gene iars1, whose product is annotated as isoleucyl-tRNA synthetase 1. Lineage: Eukaryota; Metazoa; Chordata; Actinopteri; Moronidae. Gene Ontology annotation, molecular function: tRNA binding; aminoacyl-tRNA deacylase activity; isoleucine-tRNA ligase activity. Gene Ontology annotation, biological process: isoleucyl-tRNA aminoacylation. The record is from RefSeq and is a predicted model, not a curated record.